Messenger RNA from Dromiciops gliroides (monito del monte), 798 nucleotides. RefSeq names its product gap junction protein beta 4 (gene GJB4). Gene Ontology annotation, cellular component: connexin complex. The transcript has a single exon. Lineage: Eukaryota; Metazoa; Chordata; Mammalia; Microbiotheria; Microbiotheriidae. The record is from RefSeq and is a predicted model, not a curated record. Gene Ontology annotation, biological process: cell communication. The coding region runs from base 1 to 798 and encodes 265 amino acids.
AUGAACUGGGCGUUCCUCCAGGGCCUCCUGAGCGGGGUCAACAAGUAUUCGACCAUUCUUGGCCAAGUCUGGCUGUCGGUGGUACUGAUAUUUCGAGUACUGGUGUACGUGGUAGCAGCAGAGGAGGUGUGGGACGAUGAACAGAAGGAUUUUGACUGCAAUACUCGACAGCCGGGUUGUGCCAACGUCUGCUACGACCACAUCUUCCCCAUCUCCCACAUCCGCCUGUGGGCCCUGCAGCUCAUCCUGGUCACAUGCCCCUCGCUGCUCGUCGUCAUGCACGUAGCCUAUCGAGAGGAGCGGGAGCGGAGGCAUCGGAUGAAGCACGGCCCUCAGGCCAGGCCCCUCUACGGCAACCCGGGAAAGAAGCGAGGAGGUCUCUGGUGGACCUACCUACUGAGCCUGAUAUUCAAGGCUAGUGUAGAUGCCGGCUUCCUGUACAUUUUCCAUCGCCUCUAUAAGAAUUAUGACAUGCCACGUGUGGUGCACUGCUCCGUGGACCCCUGCCCCAAUGUGGUAGAUUGUUUCAUCUCUCGACCCACGGAGAAGAAGAUAUUUUCCUACUUUAUGGUGGCCACGGCUGUUAUCUGCAUCCUGCUCAAUCUGGGGGAGUUAUCCUAUCUGAUCUGUAAGAGAUGCCAGGAGCUCCUAGGACCACAGAACUCUAAGCAUCGAAGGCAUCAGAAGCGUGGCCACCACGGUCCCUUGGGGUCCCUGCAGGAUGCCUGCCCCCCUUAUGCUCCCUCCCAAGCUUUGUCACGAGGUGACCCCACCAAGGAGGCUACAUUGCCUUGUUGA